AUGAACUCUCCACUGCUGUCGCGGAAUGAUGUGCUGAUGCUGUCCCAGACGGCAUGCCGAAUUGGCAGGGCCUUUGCGCAUGGCAAAGACAGUAAUCCGGUUGAGUUUGCCCAGGUGGAGAGAGAGUUGAACUGCCUUGGCGGAACUCUGAAGCUAGUUGCUGGAGCGCUGCGCGAAGAGGACAGUGUCUUAUCUCACGCUGAUGAUGAAACAAGAGGCGCGAUCAACGAGAUCCUUCAGUCUGUUCGGAAGACCCUCGCAGCCCUGGAACGCUUUGUAGACCGAUAUCAAGUGAUCCAGAAGAAGGAUACUGGCCAUGGAUUUGUCGUGGAACGGACCUGGAGUCGGAUUGUGCUUGAGAACUACAAGACUUUCAAAUGGACCAUUCAAGGCUGCGACAUACAGGCGCUGCAGGAAGUCCUCCUGAUGUACACGACUUGUCUGGAAUUGAUUCUGCAGGCACUCCAGUCGCGGGCGCCGGGAAGACUUGCGGCAACUGUUGUCUCGAUAGCGCAGCACAUUGCGCCGAUCCAUGAGAAAGGCGGUGGAAGUGAAAGCCUCAGAAAGGCCCUCGACAAUUUGCAUCAAGUCAUUGUGGCACUCACAAGCCGCACUGAGUCGCUCAAGCCGCACGGAACCUGGACACGGCCGGCAUCCAUCCGAGAAGACGAGGUUGCAUACACUCCAUCAUUAUCAGACAUAUCGCUUAGUGAAGAAAAGAAGUACGACGACAUAAGCUCUCGCAUCUCGAAUGACAGUCAGCAUCGACUUCAUCAGAGGCGCAGCCUACAUCAAACGUUCAUGCACGCUGGCUCAACGUUGAACUUCACUUCAGAUGGCAACCUCACAGCAGCCGACGCGCUUCAGCAAGCCAUUACCGGAUCACAAACAUCCGGCUCGAGUACCUCACUUAAGCCACAACACAGCGCGUCAGAGAGCAAAGACUUAUGCGCAUCGCCACAAGAUAGCGCGUACGAGGGAGAAUCUUCGUUCAGAACCUCGUGGCGCAGAGACUCCGCAACGUUACCAGCCUUGUUUCGUGCAUUGGAAGAAGACUCUCGAGCGACCGCAGGCAGCACGCGAAGUCUGAGUACAGAAGAAGGCGAGCCGCCACCCUUGCCGGUGAAGAGUAAGAGAAGGUCAAUGCCACCACCUUUGCCUAUCAGAAGAUCAGCACAGCGUGUGGAGCCCGAUUUGCUUCCGCUGUCCGCAAUGGAAAACACCAAAGAUACAAUCUAUGCUGCCGCCAAAGCAUCCAGCGUCUCGACAGAACCGCGAAGGGCACACAACGGCGCUGAUGGAAACUCACCGAGUAGCAAAUCAGCAACCAAGACCGCGUACCAGCAGACCAUCCACAUCGAAGCGAGCGGCAUCAAUGAACGUCAAACAUUCGAAAGACAGCUCUUCCGCAACUCCGCCAUCCUAUGCGACGUCCGCGGCCGACUCAUCGAAUACGCGCAACAUAACCCAGAAAUCGCUGACAUGCGCUACAACGUCGAAAUGAAACCCGCCUGCAAGGAAUGUCGGAUCCUUGUCAUUCGCAGGCGAGAGAACCGAGAAUACGGAGGUACCAAAGUCGCUACAUCAGUAUGGUGUCUUUCCGACGACGACGAGACUCGAAUCCAGCAGAAAUUGUCCGAGACUCAAGAAACAGUACCCUACUGCUCAUACUUCGAACCCGAGAAGGUUUCUCUGGCAGGAAACACAGAAGAAGGCGGACAGGUUUCACUGAAGUUCCAUGCGAAGGAAUGGGGCGCAAUGCUCGAAGCAGAAAAAUCAACUAAUUGGGUAAACUAUUAUUUCGCCAUUGAGGUCGAUGCUGUGAUGUUCCAAUCUGCUGUUUUCGGACGCAAGCUGUUGGGAUCCUUCCGAACCACAAAAACGACUGUCAUCCACGAAGGAUUGAAAGGUGCCUUCGCGUUCGAAGAACAGUUCGCCAACAUCGAAAUGCUGAGGUUGUGGGAAGAAGAUGGAGUGGAGACGCCAGGUGCUGCUGGAGGUGUCAUGGCUUUGAUGCACAUUUCAUCGAACUUCGGAGAAGGAUGGGCGAGGUGGUGGAUCAACAACAUUCGGCAACACGUGAGGAUCAAAGAGGAUGGGAGUAAGUUCGUGAAGGUGAAAGGAAUUGAUGUUACAGUCGCGAGACCUGGUGCUACUGCACGGCAAGCGGAGAGAGCAAAGAUUGCGAGCAUGGGAGGAGUGGUAAAUGCGAAGGCGGCGGAGAAGGACGCAAUUCUGAAGAAAGUCGGUGGAAUCAAGAUCGAGUUCAAGACCGAAGAGGAGAGGAAUAAGUUCGUCGAAGCUGCCAAGGAGGCGCAGACAAGAUCGUUGCCGUUGCCGGAGUUGUAG
Cercospora beticola is the source of this 2349-nucleotide messenger RNA. RefSeq lists its product as uncharacterized. The record is from RefSeq and is a predicted model, not a curated record. NCBI's taxonomy places the organism in Eukaryota, Fungi, Ascomycota, Dothideomycetes, Mycosphaerellales, Mycosphaerellaceae.